AUGACAAUAACCAAACAGAGAUGUCCUCGCAACCCUGACGACUUCCCUGCUGGCCAACUCUUUCUUCUGGCUAUCGUCCGCCUCGCCGAACCCGUCGCCCUGACUUCCAUCUUUCCAUACGCCUGGCCCCUUGUAAAAUGGUACCAAGUUGGAAAGGAAGAAGAUGCGUCCUUCUACGCGGGCCUCCUGAUCUCGUCCUUCGCCCUCGCUGAAGCCCUCACUGGCAUGCACUGGGGAGCCCUGUCGGACCGAGUUGGCCGAAAGCCCGUUCUGCUGCUUGGGUGCCUUGGAACACUCUUCAGCAUGAUUAUGGUGGGGUUCGCGUCGAAUAUGUGGUUCGCGCUUUUCGGAAGGGCACUCGGGGGGCUUCUGAACGGCAAUAUCGGCGUCAUCCAGACGAUGGUGGGCGAACUGGUGACGAAGCCAGAACACGAGCCCCGAGCCUUCUCCGUCAUGCCCUUCGUUUGGUCCAUUGGGACUAUCAUCGGACCCGCCAUCGGAGGGACUCUUGCGAACCCUCAUCACGCCUGGCCAACCCUCUUCCCCGAAGGAUCCCUUUUCCACAGACUGCCAUAUCUUCUCCCAAAUCUUGUGUGCGCCCUGCUUCUACUCAUCAGUGUCGUCUUGGGCUACUUCCUGCUGGAGGAGACCCACCCUGACCUGCGACCCCGUGAUGUCGUUUGCCCCGAGGUUACCUACACCUCGGAAGAGAUGCCCCUUAACGAGACUUCGGAUGCCGUUAAGCGACCAGCUGUUGAUGUUCGAUCUGGUACAUAUGGAACCUUCAAUGAGUCUGACCCACCCCCCAGCCCUGCCGUAGAAGUGUGGGAAAAGCGAGAGGACUUGACCUCGCGGCGCAGCGUAUUCACCAAGCCCAUCGUGGCGCUGGUGAUUGCGCUCUCCAUCUUUACCUACCACUCGAUGACGUACGACCACCUACUGCCCAUCUUUUUCGAAGACGAUCGGGUCGUUCCUCAGACCAAAUCCGUCGUGAACGUGUUUGCCACUCCCCUGUCCUCUAUUCUCUACUCUCCUGGAGGCCUUGGAUUUACUGUGAGAACUGUUGGAGUGAUUAUGGCCGUCGACGGUGCCAUUGCCCUCUUCAUCCAGGCCAUCGUGUUUCCCCUCGCUGCCGCUUGGAUCGGCAUCCACCGCCUCUUCGUCAUUGUGGCAGUUCUCCAUCCGAUUGCCUACGUGAUAGUACCCGGACUCCUCUACGUGCCCCAGUCCCUGCUCUUCCCCGCCAUCUACCUUUGCCUGACCAUCCGGAGUCUGUUCGCCAUCAUCCUAUAUCCCCUUCUCCUAAUCCUGAUCAAGGACGCUGCUCCGUCCCGCAAAGCCCUGGGAAAAGUGAACGGACUGGCCGCGAGCGCUGGUGCAGCCUGCCGGAUGAUCGCCCCACCCAUCGCGGGGCAUCUUUACGGUGUCGGAAGCAAGAUGGACUGCACUGCCAUUGCGUGGUUCGGAAGUGCCCUUGUGGCGAUCAUGGGAUCGUUCCAGUGCUUCUCUGUUGAACGGCGCCGGAAUCCGGCUGGUGAUGAAGAGGGUGAGAGCCGCGGGAGCCGCGGGAGCCGUGAACUUUGCCGUCCUUCGCGUGACGAAGUGCGAGGUGAGGAAUGA
This is a messenger RNA of Scedosporium apiospermum, 1620 nucleotides long. RefSeq lists its product as uncharacterized. The transcript is spliced from 3 exons. The record is from RefSeq and is a predicted model, not a curated record. Gene Ontology annotation, molecular function: transmembrane transporter activity. Gene Ontology annotation, biological process: transmembrane transport. Bases 1 to 1620 code for a protein of 539 amino acids. NCBI's taxonomy places the organism in Eukaryota, Fungi, Ascomycota, Sordariomycetes, Microascales, Microascaceae.